AUGACCGACGAGCCGAGAUACAUGCCCAACAACCAGCCGCUUCGGGCCUUGUCAAAGACCCCGAAGCUGCUGUUUCAAGCCGCCUUGGAGGAGUUUGUCGAAAAGAAUGAAGUACCAACAACUUUUGAAGAGGGGCAUCUCUCUGGAAUCUUUGCUGGAUUUACUGGUAUCCCUUACAUGUUCCUGCAGCUGUCGGAGCUGCACCCCGACGUGCAAGUGAAGGGCGAAAGCCUUCGCCAGUUGGCUGAGCGCUACAUUAAGGUCGGCUCAGAUGCCCCAAUGCUAAAACAAGACAUUGAAUGUGGCCUCAUCAGUGAGAAGCUCGGCAGAGAAGCGCUGACAGCCUGCUUGUCAGGAGACGAGAAAGACGUGGAGCGUUUUAUCGCCAGCACUGCUGACAUAGCUAGUCCGCCUUCAAUGACAGACGAGCCAAUAGCAAACGAGAUCCUGUAUGGCAGAGCUGGUGUCUUGUUUCUACUGAGACUGGUUCGUCAUUGGGUACCCCAGAGUCGGGCAAGGCUGGAGGCACAGAUGAGGACCAUUGCCGGCCGGAUCAUGGAGUCCAACAAUCAUGGACUAGAUAGCUGGGUCUGGAUCAACAAGAAGUUUGUUGGUGCUGUUCAUGGAGACAUCGGUAUCAUUACGCAAUUGGUCAUGUGCCUACCAGAAUUGGCUGCUGCACUCGAGCCACACCUGCUACGGCUUCUUUCCAUGCAGUUCGAGGACGGAAACUGGCCAAAGUACAUGGACGAGGGCGAGACGGAAUCCGACAUUGUCCAGUUUUGCCACGGGGCUCCAGGCUUUGUGAUUAGUCUGCAAGCUCUGCGACCAUACUAUCCGCAUCUCAGUGCUGCUUUCGACCACUCUAUUGCCAAAGGAGUCGAAAUUACGUGGGCCAAAGGUUUGCUGCGUAAAGAGCCGGCCUUGUGUCAUGGAAUUAUGGGAAACGCACUGGCUUUGCCUCGAGGAGAGAAACGUGACCAUUUCUUGGCACUUGUUGAACCCCAGGCGAUUGAUGAGAUGAAGAAGAAAGACCCAACCGCGUUUGGCACGGCCAACUAUGGCAUGAGAUAUUGCAUACCUAUGAUUUACUCGAUGAGUGCGGUCUGGGUGUGGGGUGUUUGUGAGCAAGACUGCCCUCCAUUCUUUGCUUUCAGCGACGUAUAG
Molecule: messenger RNA, 1167 nt
Organism: Cordyceps militaris CM01
Lineage: Eukaryota; Fungi; Ascomycota; Sordariomycetes; Hypocreales; Cordycipitaceae
Product: Lanthionine synthetase
Exons: 2
Coding region: 1-1167 (388 amino acids)
Biological process (GO): peptide modification; carbohydrate metabolic process
Cellular component (GO): plasma membrane
Source: RefSeq, a predicted model, not a curated record